Messenger RNA from Talaromyces proteolyticus, 1931 nucleotides. RefSeq lists its product as uncharacterized. The transcript has 2 exons. Lineage: Eukaryota; Fungi; Ascomycota; Eurotiomycetes; Eurotiales; Trichocomaceae. The coding region runs from base 191 to 1597 and encodes 468 amino acids. The record is from RefSeq and is a predicted model, not a curated record.
CGUGCUUGCUCCCCCUUCCCAUACACCUAAUUAUUAUCCGAGUCGUGCAUCCCCAGAUCGUCAAAUCAUCAACUCCAGCGAUAAUGAGCGAUUAAAGUCGUCGUCGCUUCUCCGUCGCAUAUUGCGCCCCUUCUUCGCCUAUAACGAAAUUCCCCGAAGUGACAUUGACAACUCCCGGCCUUCCGCAGCGAUGGAAUUUGCAGAUCUGAAGCCUCUCAGGAGGUGGUCAGAUUUCCCACGACGAUUGACCCAGAAUUCCCGAUGGAUAUACAUCGCUUUCUUUGCUGUACCGGGGCUGCUACUUCUUUUUCUGUCUUAUACAUAUCUUCAACCACCGACACUCGCCCCAUCUCGGACGUCCGCUGAUGACCAAACACACCUCGCGGUUGCGACCCCAUCGCCUACGGCCGAGCUCUCAUCCAUAACCCUCCACCAGGAGGGAGAAGCAGGCGCAAGUCACCUCGACCACUCCACGACGCCGCUCGUUAGGCCCGAAGGAAUCCGCAUCGUCGGUGUCGUGUUCUACGGCCGACGCGACAGGUCGUCUCUCUUGGAAUGUUAUCUCCGGAAGAAUCUGGCUUCCAACGGUGGCUGGCUCGACGAAGUUAUCUGGGCUGCCAAUACAGAGGACAAGGAAGAUAUUGCGUAUGGAGAGGAAAUCGCGAAGACGGUAGAUGAGUACACAUUCAUGCCGAUUAACGACGGCGGCUUUUCCGGCAUCUAUUUUAAAGCUUUCAAAGAGCCAGACGCUAUUUACGUCAAGAUGGAUGACGAUAUUGUCUUCAUCGAUCAAAGUGCUAUUCCUCGCUUAGUAAAUACCCUGAUGAACAGCCCACGUGCGCUAAUUGUUUCAUCAAACGUUGUCAACAACCCCGCCUUGGGUUGGGUGCAUUAUCAUAUGCGUGCUGUCCACCCCUACGUCCCAGAAGUGAUCCCCGAGCACGAUAGUUUGUCCACCAAGGAAAACGGCGCGUGGAGAGCAUCAGAAUUGCCAACCUGGAAUGAAUCCGACUCAAAGUGGCAGAUGCCUGAGCUCGACAAUUUCUACAGCCUGUUCGGAGUGAACGAGAAGACCAGCGUCCCGAAGCAUCGAUGGAUCCCUACGCGCAAUCUAACUUAUCUCUAUCAAACCCCCGUCGCCUCAUCGGAGUACGACGCAUUUGGAAACAAUCUGCAACAUUGGCCGUUGGCUGCACAGGCACACUAUUCAUUGCUACAAAACAUGGAGGAGCGAAGAUUGGGUCGUUAUUUCAUGGUACACGGUAGUGAUGAGGAAGCUAUAAGUACGUGGGACAUGCGGGGGAGCCGUAUUAGUAUCAACUUCAUGGCUGUGAGAGGUAUCGACAUUCUUAAUAAUAUGAUGAAAUUGAAGGGAGAUGACGAGCAUAUCUUGACUGUUGAACUGCCCAAACAGUUAAACCGAGCGGUCCUCGUUGAAACUACUUCUGUAGUAGCUCACUUUGCGUUCGGUCCACAAAAAAACCUCAUAAAAACCGAUCUUCUCGAGAGAUACCACAACUACGCAUCGGAAAUGAUAUGUCCGAAUUCCAUUCUCGAGCCGGAGGCUGUUCUCGCGCAGCGGCCUAAUUCUGUCUGAAUACGAUCUACUCGGUUUUAAAGGUGGUUUUCACCACGCCUUGUGUACAACAGUGAGCGAUAGAUGUAUUCACCCGCCAUUUAUUUGGAUCAUUUUCAACCUUCAACUACUCAUAUACCCUAACCAUUUACUAUGGUGUUCAUCACUUCAAUUUCUUGUGAUAUAAUUUAACGAUUCUACAUGAUUUACUUUUGGUGUACUGGCCUGGGUGAUUGUCUGUCACAGAUAUUGGGCAUCAGCGAUUCUUUGAUAUGGAAAGAAUAAAGGAGUUUGUUUGGUUUGUCUUAAAAUAAUGUGCUUAAAUAUAAAUCAAAUUAUGGGAAUCCUUUUCUGC